Molecule: messenger RNA, 546 nt
Organism: Rotaria sp. Silwood1
Lineage: Eukaryota; Metazoa; Rotifera; Eurotatoria; Philodinida; Philodinidae
Source: the annotation of a GenBank genome assembly
AUGGUUAGUCAAAUGAAUGAUGAUCGAGCUGAUCAUACAGCAUCUUUAUUAACAAAUGAAAAAGUUUUAGCUACUGGUGGUAGUUAUCUAAAUAGUGUUGAGUUAUUUGAUCCGUCGACAAGAACUUGGACAAGGGCUGAUUACAUGAAUAAUUCACGACAUUGGCAUACAGCAACUGUAUUAAACAAUGGAAAAGUGUUAGUUGCUGGUGAAUAUGGUACUGAUCACUAUUAUCUAAAUAGUUCUGAGUUAUAUGAUCCAUCAACAGGAAUCUGGAGAAAAAGUGGUUACAUGAAAACUGGGCGGCAGUUACACACAGCACCUAUAUUAACGAAUGGAAAAGUAUUAGUGGCCGGUGGAGAAAAUAAUGUUGAUGGUGAUCUAAAUAGUGUCGAGUUAUAUGAUUCCUCAACAGAAACGUGGACAACUAUUGAUAAUAUGAAUAAUAAACGAACUCUCCACAAAGCAUCAACAUUAACAAAUGGGACAGUAUUAGUUACUGGUGGAAUUUAUUUCAGUGUUCUGAGUGGUGCAGAAUUAUAUUAA